Zea mays is the source of this 533-nucleotide messenger RNA. RefSeq names its product zinc finger BED domain-containing protein RICESLEEPER 3-like. The record is from RefSeq and is a predicted model, not a curated record. Lineage: Eukaryota; Viridiplantae; Streptophyta; Magnoliopsida; Poales; Poaceae. The transcript is spliced from 4 exons. The coding region runs from base 87 to 533 and encodes 148 amino acids.
UGAGGUUUGGAAAAACAGAUGCUGGGACAGUUUCAGUUGAGAAUUACACCUUUGAUCAAGACAUAGCUAGACAAGAACUUAGUGCAAUGAUAGUACUUCAUGAGUACCCCUUAAGCAUGGUUGACCAUGUAGGUUUCCGAAGGUUUGUUGGUGCACUUCAGCCACUUUUUAGGAUUGGGACAAGGAACACUAUAAGAUCUGAUAUUAUGGCACAAUAUGAGUUGGAGAGAAAGAAAGCAAUUAAAUAUAUGGCUGGAAUUCAAUCGAGAGUUGCUAUCACCACUAACUUAUGGACCUCUGAUAAUCAAAAAAGAGGUUACAUGGCUAUUACUGCUCAAUUCAUUGAUGAAUCUUGGACCCUUAGAAACAUUAUCAUGAGGUUCAUUUAUGUACCUGCUCCUCACACCGCUGCAGUCAUUAGUGAUGAAUUAUAUGAAUCCUUGGUUGAUUGGAAUCUUGAUGAAAAGAUAUCCUCAAUUACUCUAGACAACUGCACCACAAAUGAUGCGGAAGCCAGCAAACAUGGGGUUUAA